AUGUACUCUAAAGCUCUUCUCGCAGCGUCUCUGGCCGGACUGGCUACUUCAGCCACCACCAAUACCAACCUUCAGACUACUUUCCCAUCAGCUUCUGGAACUACUAACUUGGCUGCCGUCAAAACUAUUGCCGCUGGAGCUUCUUUCGAUGGAGGGAUGAAGCAGUGGGAUCGCAAUCCGAGCACAUGCAACGAACAAGCCGAAGGUGGCGAUGCUGAUGCCGUCUUCCUCCUCCAAAGCGGUGCCACCCUCUCCAAUGCCAUCAUCGGCGCCAACAACGGCGAAGGAGUCCACUGCCUUGGAACCUGCACCCUAAACAAUGUCUGGUGGACCGACGUCUGCGAAGACGCUGCAACCUUCAAGCAAUCCUCGGGAACAUCGUACGUCAAUGGCGGAGGUGCCCGUAAUGCCGACGACAAGGUGCUGCAGCACAACGGAGGCGGAACCGUCGCCGUGAAGAACUUCUUCGCUCAAAAUGUCGGGAAGGUGUAUCGUAGUUGUGGAAACUGCGAUACACAGUAUGCAAGGUCGUCCACGUUUACGAAUAUUCGGGUGGAUGGCGCGGAUGUGGUUGCGGGGGUUAAUGGGAAUGAGGGAGAUAAAACUACAAUCUCAAAUUCAUGUCUCUUGAACAGCAAGAUUUGCUGGCUUUACAAGGGUAAUGAUGACGGUGAUGAGCCCACCAAGACGGCUUCUGCACCUGAUGGCGUUGUGUGCGCGACCAGCGCUGUUAAGACGAGUGGAUGCUGA
Molecule: messenger RNA, 750 nt
Organism: Lindgomyces ingoldianus
Lineage: Eukaryota; Fungi; Ascomycota; Dothideomycetes; Pleosporales; Lindgomycetaceae
Product: pectate lyase
Exons: 3
Coding region: 1-750 (249 amino acids)
Biological process (GO): pectin catabolic process
Cellular component (GO): extracellular region
Molecular function (GO): pectate lyase activity
Source: RefSeq, a predicted model, not a curated record